Molecule: messenger RNA, 1955 nt
Organism: Cadophora gregata
Lineage: Eukaryota; Fungi; Ascomycota; Leotiomycetes; Helotiales; Ploettnerulaceae
Exons: 6
Coding region: 117-1955 (612 amino acids)
Source: RefSeq, a predicted model, not a curated record
CUUUAAUUAUAUAAUCUUUAUCUCAAUUGAUCGUUGCGUAAAUUCCAACUUUAAAUUUCUUGUUCACUCUCGACCUAUCCCAGAGUCUUUGAGUUCCAAGCUCGCCACUUACAGCCAUGCCUCUCAAUGUCAAAUCCAUAUAUCCGGCCUCAGAGCCUCAAUUCCAACAUUUUCCCAGUAGAAGAAGUGUAGUGCAUAGUACAGAGGGCAUGAUAGCCUGUACACAACCUCUAGCAGCAAGAUGCGGGCUCAAAAUAUUAGAUAUGGGUGGCAACGCUGCUGAUGCCGCGGUUGCAGUUGCUGCUGGCUUGAAUGUAACCGAACCUACCUCGACUGGAAUCGGCGGGGACAUGUUCUGUCUUUUUUAUGAUGCCAAGACCAAGAAGAUCUCAGCUAUGAAUGGCUCUGGCCGUUCAGGAGCAAAAUGUACUCUUGAAGCUACACGCAAAGACCUUGGUAUCAAAGAUGGUGAUAAUGGUGAGAUACCUUUGGACAGUGUCCACGCUGUCACUAUUCCAGGUGCAGCUGCAGGAUGGGUAGAUACAGUGGAAAGAUUUGGCAGUGGAAAGCUUUCCAUGGAGCAGAUCUUGACUCCUGCUAUCGAACUUGCUGAGAGAGGAUAUCCAGUGUCGGAAGUCUCGUCACGACUGUGGACAGCAGGAGCAAAAAUCCUUCAAAAGGCCUCACCAAAUUACGCCGAACUACUCAAAGCUGACCCAUCGGCUCCCAAUGGAUACAGAGGGCCUCUUCCAGGAGAACUUAUUAAGAAUCCCAACCUCGCUCAAACGUUUCGCACACUCGCCAAAGAAGGCAAGAAAGGUUUCUAUACAGGGCGAAUGGCUGAAUCCAUCAUCAAAGCUACACAAGACCGAGGUGGCUUCCUGACCCUUGCCGAUCUAGAAGCACAUCUCAAGGCAGGCACCGAGCCAGUAGAACCAAUCUCCUACGUCUUCAAAGGCCAGAAUUACAGCAAAACUCACACCGAUUUUGUAGAUGAAACCUCAGGCCAAGGCACAAAAGAAGAUGACCAUGGUGUCGAAAUCUGGGAACAUCCACCUAACGGACAAGGUAUUGUCGCUCUUAUGGCUCUCGGCAUUUUUGAAGCUCUCGAAGAGAGCGGGAAGAUCCCAGUUUUUAAACCAGAAGAUCACAAUUCUACUGAGUACUUACAUGCUGUUAUUGAGUCUCUGCGCAUUGCUUUUGGCGACGCGGCUUGGUUCAUCUCAGACCCCGCGCAUUCCAAAGUUCCCUCUGCAGACUUAGUGUCAAAGGCCUACCUCGCCGAACGAGCAAAGCUGUUCAAUCCCCUGAAAGCAUCAGACAAAAUCCACGACCACGGCAGCCCAGCUCACAACCCCAGCGACACCGUCUACUUCGCCGUAACCGACAAACACGGAAAUGGCAUCUCCUUCAUCAAUUCCACCUUCCACUCCUUCGGCUCAGGCAUCAUCCCCCAAAAUUCCGGCUUCACAAUCCAAAAUCGUGGAGGCGGCUUCCGCCUCACUCCAAACCACCCCAACUCCCUCGCCCCCUCCAAACGUCCCUACCACACCAUCAUCCCCGCACUCCUGACAAACGCUCAUGAUGGCUCUCUCCAUUCCGUCUACGGCGUCAUGGGCGGUUUCAUGCAGCCUCAAGGACACAUUCAGGUCCUGCUUAACAUGCUAGCGUUCAAGCAUAACCCGCAGGCUGCGCUUGAUGCUCCGAGAUUCUUGAUUGGUGCGGAGGAGAUGCCGGGGGACGGGAAUGGGAGGACGGUGUUCUUGGAGGAAGGUAUUAGUGAGGACGUGGCGGAGAGGUUGAGGGGGAUGGGACAUGAGGUUAAAGUUGUCAAGGGGUUUGCAAGAUCGCUGUUUGGGAGGGGGCAGUUGAUUAGAGCCCAUGUUGAGGAUGGGGUUGUGGUUUAUUCCGGGGGAAGUGAUCCGAGAGGUGAUGGGGCCGCGUAUCCUGGUUAG